UCUUUUCCAAAAAAUGCUUCCUGUAUCCACUCUGUUCUCUGCUGCAGAAAAUGAAAACCGAAACUUAACAGGGAAAAAGAAACUGAUGCGAGCGUCAGAGGAGUCCGGGGGAGGGAUUGAUUAUAAAAGGAGGGGACCAGCAGCCACAUAGAGGGCUUCUGUAGGUGGCAUCCUGCCUAACCAUCCAAGGCUCUUUCAGGAAAGCUCCGGACGCCAAGGCAUCCAGAUCUACCUAGAAUCACCAUGUGGAAGAAGUCAGUGACACUCCUUCUAGGUUAUCUGCUGCUGUUUAACUGCUGUGUGGAUGCUGACUCAAGGAGAUCCUCUGAUGAUUCCCAAGAUGGCUGUGGGAUCUGGGAUGCCCUUCCCUACAUGGUGGUAGGAGGAGGGUUGUUGGCUUUUGGCCUGCCGGCUCUGGGCUUCACAGGUGUAGGUAUUGCUGCCAAUUCUUUGGCCUCGACCCUGAUGAGCUGGUCAGCCGUGAUGAAUGGUGGUGGUGUGCCUGCCGGUGGGAUUGUGGCCACCCUACAGAGCCUCGGAGCUGGAGCGGGCACCACUGCCCUGGCUGGCGUGGGAGCCAAGGCUGGCUAUGAGAUCCAUCAGAAUCUUGUGUGCCAAAAGAAGAAGUGUGAUGAUUAAGGGGUGAGUGGGAGCAGAUAUCUACCAGUAAUUCUGACCAGCCAAUCAGCCUAGAUGAACCUUGCAGACUAGCCGGUCUUAGCAUUCUGGAUGAAUAAACGUGCUCAGAAAAA
This is a messenger RNA of Dromiciops gliroides (monito del monte), 752 nucleotides long. RefSeq names its product interferon alpha inducible protein 6 (gene IFI6). The coding region runs from base 244 to 639 and encodes 131 amino acids. NCBI's taxonomy places the organism in Eukaryota, Metazoa, Chordata, Mammalia, Microbiotheria, Microbiotheriidae. Gene Ontology annotation, cellular component: mitochondrion; membrane. Gene Ontology annotation, biological process: apoptotic signaling pathway. The transcript is spliced from 5 exons. The record is from RefSeq and is a predicted model, not a curated record.